AUGUUUGAGCACAAUGAUUAUUUGAACAGUGUAUGGGAAUUACCUGUUCGAAACUUUUUAAAAGAGAGGCGUAGAUAUUCAAGAAUUAUUAAGCAUGAAAACAGGAAUAUAUCAGUGAAAAACAUGGCUCAUUCUGGGUCAGUCAAAAGGUCCCAAGAUAUUCUAGCUUGUGGAUUAUGUGAAACAGAUACAAAAAUAAAAGUGAAAUGUAUGGACUGUGAUCUCUAUAUGUGCCAGAAAUGUACAGAUAAAGUACAUGCCAAGUUUAAGAAUGCUGAUCUCCAUGAUAUUGUAGCUUUGAAGGAUAUUCAUUCCCAUCUUGAUGAGACUGAUGCAAAGUCUGAAUUCAAACCUGUCAAAUGUAAAGACCAUAGAAAACAACUGUGCUGCAUGUAUUGCAUUACAUGUGAUCUAUUAGUUUGUCCCAAAUGCAUAGCAACAACUCAUCGUAGCCAUCUAAUGGAAGAAAUACAAACAGUUUGUCAACAAAAAGUUGAAGAAAUGAAAAAACUGCAAGAUCAAGUUCACACUAAGAUUGAAAAGUUCAUAGGAAAAUUAAAUUUAAUGGCAGAAAUUGAAAGAUCAAAGUCAAAUGAGAUAGAACAAAAGAUAUUGGAAGAGGAAAAACAAGCAAGAGAAGUUCAGUCACAAUGUUUGAGGCUACUUAAAGAACAUAAAGAAGAGACCAAAAGACAUGCUGAACUGAUGUCAAAGAAAGAAUCGGAAUUGUUAGAAAAAGAUAUAGAUAUUGAAAAAGUCAUGCAGGAUGUAGAAAAUAUUCAAAAAUCAAAAAGCGCAGAGUUGUUUUUUGGGGCUGUAAAAGGUCUGCAGACAAAAUUGGAAUCAAUUGAGCAGACAGCAAGUUCAAAAUCAUUUAAUAUAAAAACACAACAGUAUGUUCCUCAUUAUAAAAUCCAAACUAAUUCUAAAAUGGUUGAAAUGGAAAUUCAAUUUGAAAUCAAAUCAAAAUAUGAUAUCAACAUGUCAAGCAUAAACAGUAUCACAAGUGACAAGGAAGGCAACAUUUGGAUCGCAGAUGGAUGCAAAGAAAUACAUCAACUGCAGGUGAAAGAGGGAAUUAAAACCUUAAAAUCAAUUAAAAAUGUCCGUGGUUAUCCUGAAAUUAGAUGUUUAAAUAAAAACAUUCUCUUAACAUCUUUUCAACAAAUCUGCCAAUUAGCUGCUAAUGAUGAAUCAAAAGUUUUCAAAGAUCUUUCUCCUAAUUCACCAUACACUCUUCAUAUUUCAGACAAUGAAAUUAUUGUGGGAAUGGAUUGUACCUCGGUAAACGACAAAGUAGAAACACCCAUCAUCAUGCGAUUAGGAUUUGAUGGGGAAAUCAUACAGAUCUACAAAAAUCAUGGGAGACAACUGCUUACAAGAGAUGUUGUACGAUGCUGUACGACAAUCAAUGAUGAUGAUAUCUGCUACAUUGAUAGUAUUUUCAAAGGGGGCCUUAAAGGAGAUGUAGUGCUUAUCAGGAAAGAUGGAAUUAUUCAAUGGAAAUACAUAGGAAAUUCCUUUAUCAAUUCAAAUGAACAUUUCUUUACUCCUGUGGAAGUGUUAAGUACCAAAUCCAAGAAUUUGAUAAUUUCUGAUAAAAAACAACAUGCUCUCCAUAUUGUCACCGCAAGGGGGGAAUUAGUGACAAUAAUAGAUAUAACAUUAAUGGGAUUAGAAAAGCCAGGGGUUAUGACAAUUGAUGUCAGAGGAACUUUAUGGAUAGAAAGCAAAGAACUAAACAAACGGAUACUCAGUCAUGUGAUAUUCUCUGGAUUCUAGGCAGAAAAAUCAGACAAGUCCUGAUUCCAAAGUGACCUAUAUAAUUUCAUUGUAAUUUUUUUGUGUAGAGAUGCAUUUGUAACUCUUCAUUAAUUCAAAACAGGCAUUGUUUUACGAAAAACCACAUGUAAAACAUUUUCAAAAGUAAAUUCUAUGAAAUAAAUGACAGGUAGCAUAUGAAUUACAUUAAUUGUGAUGGAGUCGAAAAGUGAGAAGAAAAGUAUCUUUUUUAAAGUUUAGAGUAGCUCUUUCGAAUUUUUCAAUCUCAAAUAGUUGUAAUGAAGUUAAUAAUUUGUCAACAAGAACAAAUUUGCAAUUAAUGUGUAGCUUAUCAUAGUUAGAGAACAUUGUUAUUUUCAUACUAAUAAAAGACCAUAAUCAGGUUAAAGAAGGUCAAUUGGACUAAACUAAAACCAAUGCGUUAUAAUCACAAAAAUGAAGAAAAGAUAAGCUAUGUACCUUGUACAAGAAAAACUAUAAAAUGCUUGAUUUACUCCUACUUUUUAUUGGUAGUGUGCUUGCCUACCAUUUUUUUUAUUGUGCAUUUGAGUCCCGGGAGGGGUUAUUUUAAAGAAUUUGAAAAUUAGAAUUUUCUGCGUGCAAUUGUAUCAAAAGAAAAAAAGUAAAGACUAAAUUUGUCUGUUUGUGAUCAAAUUAAUUAGUACAAGUAAGGUUUAUUUCUUGCAGGAGAAAUCUACCUUUUAAACUGUCUAGCUUAAAACAUAAGCUUGUCAGUCUAGAAUAGAGCAUAAUAUCUUUGUAUCAAAUGUUCAAACCUUGAUGACAAAAUAUUUAGCUAAAAUAAGUAUUCUGAUUCAAUCUUUAAUUCUUCCAUACAACUUGUUAUCAGAUUUUCCAUUGUUAACCUUUUAGUUUAGCAAGUUUGUGAAUUGUUAUUGAUUUAUAUGAUGUUUUAAGUAUCACAACUGAGGAAAUAUAUUUAAUGCUAUGAAAUCUGUAAGAAUUAAACAGGUCAGAAACACUACCUUAUAUGGAUAUGCAAAAUACAAAUGUUCCCGGUAAUAUAAUAUGCUUACUUCAUACUCAAUUUGUUUUGCCUGGGUCAUUGACCAAUCCAGUGAAUGUUUGCAAUGCUUGAUGGACUACAACGUGUUUACAAUUUUCCGAUAGCUCAUAUUUUAAUGGCAAAACUCACAAUUUUUCAUGGAUUGCUCGAGAAAAAAAAAUUAUCUUACAU
Mytilus californianus (California mussel) is the source of this 2980-nucleotide messenger RNA. RefSeq lists its product as uncharacterized. Bases 1 to 1782 code for a protein of 593 amino acids. The transcript has a single exon. The record is from RefSeq and is a predicted model, not a curated record. Lineage: Eukaryota; Metazoa; Mollusca; Bivalvia; Mytilida; Mytilidae. Gene Ontology annotation, molecular function: zinc ion binding.